This is a messenger RNA of Chanos chanos (milkfish), 3597 nucleotides long. RefSeq names its product mutL homolog 3 (E. coli) (gene mlh3). The transcript is spliced from 11 exons. The record is from RefSeq and is a predicted model, not a curated record. Gene Ontology annotation, biological process: mismatch repair. Gene Ontology annotation, cellular component: mismatch repair complex. The coding region runs from base 53 to 3571 and encodes 1172 amino acids. NCBI's taxonomy places the organism in Eukaryota, Metazoa, Chordata, Actinopteri, Gonorynchiformes, Chanidae. Gene Ontology annotation, molecular function: mismatched DNA binding; ATP binding; ATP-dependent DNA damage sensor activity.
UUUUUAGUUCGAGAUCGGUUCUGUAAUAUUAGAGGUGUCCAAAGUUCAAGGAAUGAUCAAGUGCUUGUCCAAAGAAGUUCAAGCUAAACUGCGCUCAGGAAUCGCCAUAUUUUCACUACAACAGUGCGUGGAGGAGCUGAUCCUGAAUAGCAUUGAUGCCGAGGCAACAUGUAUUGCUGUGAAGAUAGACUUAGUAGCCUGCAAAGUGCAGGUUGUAGACAAUGGCUCAGGGAUGGAAAGGGAAGACAUGGAAAAUGUUGGAACCCGAUAUUACACAAGCAAAUGUUGCUCACUGGAGGACCUGGAUAAGAUUUGUUUCUAUGGAUUUAGGGGUGAGGCUAUUGCUAGCAUUGUCUCCCUUGCAGGUAUGGUGGAAAUAUCUUCCAGGACAAAGCUUUCUGUGAAAACCCAUGUUAAAAUCUUUGAUGAAGGAAAAGGGCUAGAUGUGUUCGAAGCACAGACUACUCGGCCUUGUUCUGGGACAACAGUGUCCAUAUGCAGCUUCUUCUACAAUAUGCCAGUUAGGAGGAAGAGGAUGGACUCUGUGCUGGAACUGGAACAGAUUCGACAGCGAGUUGAGGCCAUAUCAUUAAUGCAUCCUUCUGUAUCAUUCACAGUGAAGAAGGAAUGCUCUAAUGUCAUGCUGGUGCAGCUUUCCAAAGCCAGGAAUACCUACUACAGGUUUGUUCAGAUCCAUGGUUUGGGGAGAGCCCAGAAGCUUGGAGAGAUCCAUUACACCCAUGGCCAGUUUGAAAUGACUGGUCACAUUGGUCGUGAGGGCCACUACAGUAGUUCCCUGCAGUUCUUAUUUGUGAAUAGAAGACUUCUGCUGAAAACUCGUAUUCAUAAGCUGCUCAAUAACCUCCUCAGGAGGGUGAGCAGUGUAAGCAAGCAAAACAGCCCUGGUGGAUCCCAUGCCACAACAAGCCCUAAAUUAAGAACUGGGACAGAUGUACAUGGAGUUUAUGUCAUUAACAUUAGCUGCCCUCAAAAUGAGUAUGACAUAUGCCUAGAGCCAGCCAAAACUCUAAUAGAGUUUAAAGACUGGGAUAAUGUCCUGCUUUUCAUUGAGGAAGGGGUAAAAGCAUUCCUUACAAAGGAGAACCUGGUGACUGAAUAUUCAAUGAGGAACAGCCAGGACGAUGGGUCUCCCACGGUCUUCGAUGACCAGGAUAAUAGUGCAGAGGGGGUUGAGGAUGACUUACAGCAUAUCAGUGGAGAUUGUGAAAAGGAGAUGAUGCUGUCAUCACACACAGUGCACAGAAAAUUGGGGGGUGAUUUUAAAGGUACUGGAAGAUUUAGUGCAGCAAACAAUAAACUUGUUGCAACAGUUGAAGAAAGCCACACAGUCCAAGAUCAAGAGGCUCAGAGCAUUGAACAGAAUCUACAAUGUGUUUCCUUAAAUGCAGAACCCAAACUAAAUACAGAUUUGGAUACAGAAAUAGAUUUUCAACAAGAUGAACUAGUUCAUCAGCUUCCCACAUCAACCUCUAGGCCAUCUGUGGUCAUGAACAAAGAGGGGAUAGAAGAUCAGGAUUCUGUUUUCUCUGGUAAAGCAGACCAUGAAUUGGAACUUAAUGUCAUUAAUAACAGCGUCACACUAAGUCUCAGUGCUAACAUACUUGAUGUUGAACAGGCAGCGAAGAAUUCAAAAAACACAGAUAAAAAAGCAAUUUCCCCAAUACAAAACUUUGCACCGAAGAGGAAGCUGUCUUUACUUGAAGAUCAGAAUGUAAAGAGACAUUAUCACAGUGGAUGUCCCUCAUCUGUAGUUUCCAAGGUAACACUGUGUCAAAAUUUUGCCGGGUCUCUUGACAAGUUCAGAAGGAUGUAUGGGAAGGAUGCUGACACAACACAGCAGUCUUUGACCACCAGUGGGACUGAUGUGUCUAAAGCAACUGCUGAGGUUCCUGAAACACUGGCAGAAUUACAUGAAGAAAAUGAGUUGAUGUGUCACAUGGAGGAGUCACCAGUGAGGCAAGAAAUAGGCACCAAACCAGGGCACAAACGUCCGUUACAGGAUAGUCCGCCGACCCUCUCUGCAUAUACUGAAUUGAAAAGCACUGCAAAACAGACUAAGAAGAAUAAAACAUCUUUGGCUGCCAAACUCUCUCACUUGACACAUUACAAAAAGAAGGAUAAAAGGCUUGGAUCUGAAUCUGAGGAUUCCCUUGAUAUUAUGAGGAACUGUCUAUUUAAAGAUGUGGGAAAGCCUGACUUGGUUAUGGAUGAGCAGUCCAAUGACAACUGUGCUAGUUUUACCUCCAUGCCAGGUACAAGAUCGCCAACCUCUACCUCAGGAACUAUGCCCAGUUCUUUUCAAAUGUUAUGUUUCUCAGGGUCACACUCAUUGCCAGGCAAAACAUUAACCUCAGCUAGUCUAGAUGAACCACAGCCCCUUAACUUAACGCUAAACACUGACGGGAAGGCACCAGAGGAAGGGAAGGAGAGCGAAAAUGAUUGCAUUAACUCUGAAUCCAGCAAAUGGCAAAUGUAUUUUGAUGAGCCGCUAGGGAAGUUUGUUUAUAUCAACGAAGUGACGGGACUGAGUAAAUAUGAAGCUCCCUCAGAGGAAGAGUCAGCAGUGUCGUGUACCAGUGAUGUCACUAACAUGGCAGUGAGUGUCCUCUCUAACAAAGAUGACACCCAGGGACCUAGUGCACUAGAAACUCUGUUUUCUGAGUGGAACAACCCAGUCUUUAUACGACCUCCUGAGGUUGCUGUUGAUGUAACUGUUGGUCAGGCAGAAGGUUUGGCUGUCAAAGUCCAUAACAUCCUCUUCCCCUACCGUUUCACCAAAGAUAUGAUGCACUCCAUGCAGGUAAUCCAUCAGGUGGACAAAAAGUUUCUUGUUUGCCUUAUGAACACAACUGACAAAGAUUCUAUGAGCAACUGUGAAACUGAAGGAAACCUUGUGGUGUUGAUUGAUCAGCAUGCGGCACAUGAGAGAGUUCGUCUGGAGAGACUGGUCGCAGAGUCUUAUGAAGAUGACCCAGACAUGCCAGGUCAAAGACGACUCUGUUCCUCCAGAGUAACUCCACCCCUGGAGAUUAGUGUUUGUGACGAAGAGAUUAGACUCCUGAGAUCCUGUCGGCCCUUCUUGAAAGACUUGGCCCUGGAAGUUUCCUUCCCUCAGACAGAGAAACCCCAUGUCCUGCUGGAGAAAGUUCCCACAUGUUUCAUAGAGAAAGAGAAGACAGAGAUGAGUAGCGGCAGGCAAACUGUCAUAAGAUCUAUUGCAGAAGAGUAUGUUCGCGAAUUGAUUGAGCUCGUGCGCUCCACAGGCCGAGUGAGAGGAACCCUGCCAUUGACUGUCCAUAACGUCCUCGCCUCACAGGCAUGUCAUGGAGCAAUUAAGUUCAACCAUAGCUUGAGUAAAGAGGAGUCCAGAAACCUUGUGCGCUCCCUAUCCACCUGCCAGCUGCCCUUCCAGUGUGCCCACGGAAGACCCUCCAUGACCCCUCUUGUUGACCUGCUCCACCUCAGCAAUGAAUCACAGGAGCCUCCUAAACCAAAUCUGAGAAAAUUGAGACGAAUGUGCAAGGCCUGGCAACUUUAUGGGAAGGACUGAUUGAGGUCCAUCUUAAAGAAUUUGUA